Anolis sagrei ordinatus is the source of this 1697-nucleotide messenger RNA. RefSeq names its product Nedd4 family interacting protein 1 (gene NDFIP1). Gene Ontology annotation, cellular component: endoplasmic reticulum; Golgi apparatus; perinuclear region of cytoplasm. NCBI's taxonomy places the organism in Eukaryota, Metazoa, Chordata, Lepidosauria, Squamata, Anolidae. Gene Ontology annotation, molecular function: WW domain binding. Gene Ontology annotation, biological process: positive regulation of protein ubiquitination; metal ion transport; ubiquitin-dependent protein catabolic process. The record is from RefSeq and is a predicted model, not a curated record.
CUGCCGGAGUGGGGCCUCCUCUUCCUCUCCUCCUCCUCCUGCUCCUGCUCUGCUGGGCCUGCCUCCCCUCCUGCCUGGGUGUCUGUGCCCGGCCCUCAGGGUGACUCCCCCGCGGCCUUCCCUCCUCAGUCGCUCCCCUCCUCAGCGCGAUGGCGGCGGUGGCGGCGGCGGCGGCGGAACCCGGCCAUAGCGGCCGGUACCAGCAGUUGCAGAAUGAGGAGAAUCUGGAAGUUACAAAUGAUUUUCCACCACCUUACAGCAGCAUUUCUGGAGAAAACUCAGUGUAUUUUGACUACAAAGAUGAGGCUGGGUUUCCAAAUCCCCCUUCUUAUAAUGUAGCCACAACACUGCCCUCAUAUGAUGAGGCUGAGAGAACUAAGGCAGAAGCCACUAUUCCCUUAGUUCCUGGAAGGGAAGAAGACUUUGUGGCACGGGAUGAUUUUGAUGAUACUGACCAGCUGAGGAUAGGAAAUGAUGGCAUUUUCAUGCUAACCUUCUUCAUGGCAUUCCUUUUCAACUGGAUUGGAUUCUUCCUCUCUUUCUGCUUGACUACUUCAGCAGCAGGAAGAUAUGGGGCCAUUUCUGGAUUUGGCCUCUCUCUCAUUAAGUGGAUUCUGAUUGUCAGGUUCUCCACUUAUUUCCCUGGAUAUUUUGAUGGCCAGUACUGGUUGUGGUGGGUGUUUCUUGUAUUAGGCUUCCUCCUGUUUCUCAGGGGAUUUAUCAAUUAUGCAAAAGUUCGAAAGAUGCCGGACACAUUUUCUACUCUUCCCAGGACUAGAGUUCUGUUUAUUUACUAAAGACAGAUGUUUUCUGGCAGCGUUUUCCUGCAUUAAUUACUCCUCAACUAGUAAGUGAACAUCUGCAGGAUGUGAAUCAAGACUCCGAACACAACAAGAAGAAAAAUAAUCACCUGCUUUAAAAUAAAUAAAGUACUGUUGAAAAAAUAAUAAAAGGAAGCAUUUCUUUCUAUUUGUUUCUAGAUGUAAAAUUUUAAUAGUUUAAUGCAAAACUCCUGUUAUCAUUGAAUCAUUAGUGGCUAAUGUUUGAAACGGCUCUUGCAAUCAAGUAUGUGAUGUUACUAAUAAUGCCUUAUAUAGUAUUUGUAGUCCUUUGAAUAGCAUGAGCUAUAGCCCUCUAGCCAGGAGGGGUCAGUCUUGCUUUUUGUUCUCCUUCCUAAAAAAUGAACUUGGAAUAUGUUUUCUUAGUGUAAGAUAUGUAAUGAUGCUGGCCAUUGUGAAGGGGUGUUCUUGGAACGAUAGAAAUUGUUCUGACUGUGUUUCUGCACAUAUGUAUCUGUUGUUAAAAUAAAAUGAGAACAACUUGGAAGUCAAGCAUACAUGCACAAUGUGGAUAUUUUUGAGAGAAUAUUGCUAGGAAGAUGGUAUACAAGUGUUAAUUGCUGGUAAUAUGUAUUCAGUAUUUCUUAUGCUUGUACUGCACACAGUUUGGAUAGGGACUUUCACGGCGUAUGUCAGUGACAUCGAAUUGAAAUAUAUAUAAAAGGAGAUCUUCAUUUUUGUUGACUAGUACUUUUACGGUUGUCUUUAACAUAAGUACCUGUACUUUCAUUUCUAACUUCUGGUGCAUUUAAAUACAAAUUAACAUAACCUUAUGAUUUCUGCAAAGUGGUAAUUUAGAAUUUUAUUAUGUUAAAAAAUGUAAAUAUAGCAGAAUAUUAAUAAAUGUCACUUAUAUUA